AUGAGUAUGCCAGAUAACAAGGGUCUUGUCUUUUGUAAAGAAAAUGACUUUGAUGAUGAAGAUCUUACUUCCCAUCACUAUGGUGUGGAAGACGACGUGGAGGAAAGUGAUGAAGAAUUGAACUCUUUAGGACUUUCAUCAAGAAAGGGCAUUUCAAUUCCUCAAAAGAAACUUUCCAAGUCUCACUCCUUUGUCGACGAUAAUAAUCAUGUUCUUUCCGCCAAUUAUUCCUAUACUGAGGACAAGAUGAUUCAAGCUCACGAUGCUAAACUUACAGCGCUUAACCAGUCUCCACAAUCUUCUCCAGGUUUCCCAAGUAGAAGGGUAUCCCGUAGCUCUUCUGUUGUUGAAUAUCAUAUGCCUCCUCCACCUCCUAAAUCACCAAGUAGUCAUAAGAGUCUCUUUGAUAGUCACAUCAAAGAUGUCAGUAGCGCGUCCGAUAAAGUUUCCUUAUUGCCAGCUAAUUUUGCGCCAAUAAAGUCAGCUAGCCAUUCCAAAAACAUUAAUUACAAGAAUAUUGAUUCGGAUUAUGCUGAUGAUGAGCCAGUUUCUCAGGAAUUGAUCCAGAUUUUAAAGGACGUCAAACUCAGUUUGCAAUUGAGAGAAAAAUAUCAAAGAUUAUCAAUGCAAAGAGAUGAUCAAAAUCCAAAAAAUCAGGAUAAUUGGAAGAUUUAUCCUGAGCCCCCAAGUAGAGCUUGGAAUCCGGAAGCAAAAGAACUAAAUAAAGAUAUGCCUAAAGUCACUAUGGAUCAUGAUCAAUUUAAUUUUGACUCAAUUGAUAUUCCUGGUGAAGAUCAAACCUUUUAUUAUAAACUUGAUGAUAGUGGGGUGUAUCAAGUUUACGAUACAGAAGAUGAUACUGCUCUUAUUGAAUUGCCAUCAUUAAAGGAAUAUUAUAUUGACUUGGAAAAGAUCAUUGCCAUGUCAUCUAACGGCCCUGCUAAGUCAUUUGCAUUUAAGAGAUUGCAAUAUUUGGAAUCUAAAUGGAAUUUGUAUUCGCUUCUUAAUGAUUAUCAAGAAACAGCUUCAUCAAAAAAGAAUCCACACAGAGAUUUUUACAAUGUCAGAAAAGUUGACACACACGUUCAUCAUUCAGCAUGUAUGAAUCAAAAACAUUUAUUGCGUUUCAUUAAGAAGAAAAUUAGAACCUCGAGAGAUGAAAAGGUUAUCUACAGAGAUGGCAAAGUGUUGACCUUGAACGAAGUAUUUGAAUCUUUGAAUUUGACGGCUUAUGAUUUAAGUAUUGAUAGUUUGGAUAUGCACGCCCAUAAGGAUACUUUCCACAGAUUCGACAAAUUUAAUUUAAAAUAUAAUCCAAUUGGUGAGUCGAGAUUGAGAGAAAUUUUCUUGAAAACUGAUAAUUUCAUCAAUGGAAGAUUCUUGGGGGAAAUCACUAAAGAGGUAUUCAAUGAUUUGGAACAAUCUAAAUAUCAGAUGGCGGAAUAUCGUAUUUCCAUUUACGGUAGAUCGGCUGAUGAAUGGGAAAAGUUGGCUGGUUGGAUAAUUGAUAAUAAAAUAAUUUCUCACAAUGUCAGAUGGUUGAUUCAAGUACCAAGAUUAUAUGAUAUUUACAAAAAGAAUGGACAAGUGAAUAAUUUCGAAACCAUUAUCAAAAAUUUAUUUGAACCAUUGUUUGAGGCCACCAAAAAUCCAAAGAAAUACCCAAAGAUUCACAUUUUCUUGGAAAGAGUCAUUGGUUUCGAUUCCGUCGAUGAUGAAUCGAAACUCGAUAGAAGAAUUCACAAGAAAUUCCCACAUGCCAAGAAUUGGACCUUUGAGCAAAACCCUCCAUAUUCUUACUAUUUGUAUUAUUUGUAUGCCAACAUCACUGCAUUGAAUCAUGUUAGAGCCCGUCGUGGAUUCAAUACAUUUGUGCUCAGACCUCAUUGUGGUGAAGCCGGUGAUCCAGAACAUUUAUGUUCCGCAUUUUUAGUUUCUCAUAGUAUUUCGCAUGGUAUUUUAUUGAGAAAGCUUCCAUUUGUACAAUAUUUGUAUUAUUUGGAUCAAAUUGGUAUAGCCAUGUCUCCAUUAUCCAACAAUGCUCUCUUUUUGACCUAUGAUAAGAAUCCAUUCCCUUCAUACUUCAAGAAAGGUUUGAACAUUUCAUUAUCCACUGAUGAUCCGCUCCAAUUUUCUUACACUAAAGAGCCAUUGAUUGAAGAAUAUAGUGUGGCUGCCCAAAUUUACAAGUUGUCCAAUGUCGAUAUGUGUGAAUUGGCAAGAAAUUCUGUGUUACAAAGUGGUUUUGAAAAUAAGCUUAAAAAGAAUUGGAUUUCUGCAAAAGUUGGAGUUGAUGGGCCUGAUGGUAACGAUUUGGAAAAAACCAAUGUACCAGAUAUCAGAUUGGCUUACAGAUAUGAUACUUUGAUGAAUGAAAGAGAAUUAAUCCACAAAUACACUUGA
This is a messenger RNA of Saccharomycopsis crataegensis, 2403 nucleotides long. RefSeq names its product AMP deaminase. Gene Ontology annotation, biological process: AMP metabolic process; IMP salvage. The record is from RefSeq and is a predicted model, not a curated record. The transcript has a single exon. Bases 1 to 2403 code for a protein of 800 amino acids. Gene Ontology annotation, molecular function: AMP deaminase activity. Gene Ontology annotation, cellular component: cytosol. Lineage: Eukaryota; Fungi; Ascomycota; Saccharomycetes; Ascoideales; Saccharomycopsidaceae.